Funneliformis mosseae is the source of this 1674-nucleotide messenger RNA. Lineage: Eukaryota; Fungi; Glomeromycota; Glomeromycetes; Glomerales; Glomeraceae. The record is from the annotation of a GenBank genome assembly.
AUGAAUGCAACAAGAUAUACACUUUUACACACGCCACUUAUCGUAUCGGUCGUUUCUCAAUAUUUCGAAUAUCAAGAUGAUAUUUAUAAAUUACUUUUUGUGAAUCCAAAAUGGGCCAAGAUGCUCGUUCCCGUGUUAUGGAGAAGUCCGAUAUGGAAGACACCAAAAUCAUUUCAAAAAUUCUUACGUAUAUUAUCGGAACAACACCCACCACAUCCAUAUGGGACGUUAGUAGAAAAAUUGACAUUCAAAUCAUAUUACAAAUCACUACCACCAUUAUUUACGAUAGAAGCGUUAGAAUUAAUAUCAUUACAUUGUCCAAACGUACAAUAUUUGACAUUUGACUGCUUAAAACCUUCAAGAUCAUCAUUAUCAUCAUAUUCCAUCGACACGAGUAGCGAUUUACCACCAAAUAUUUUGGCAUCAUUAUUAAAAAGCUUUCCAAAUUUAGUCGUAUUUAAAGGACCAAAAUUCAAUUCAAUGCAAUGGAUUGGGGCGGGAUUAACACCGAUGCGUAAAGGAUUCCUUCCCUAUGUAAGAUCGCUGAGAUUAUCCUUAGAUUGGAGAGAUUUAUCGAUGCCAUUCCUAUUACAUGACAUUGGAAGUCAUUGCCCUUCCAUUAUCGAACUUGAUAUCAUAACCGACGUACCCGAACAAACUGCCAAAAUCAUCGUAGAUGCUUUCCCAAAUUUAACAUCAUUUUCAUGUAUCACGGUAACAUUUCGAGCAUUAUACAUAUUAGUUAGUGGUUUGACUAAAUUAACCUCAUUAAAAUUGCAAUUCGGACAAGACAUUACCGAUGAAAGGUUACUUCAAAUUUGCUCGAGGUUUCCUAAAUUGGAAUCGUUUUCAUUAUUAAAAGGUUGGAAUAAUUUACAAACAUUCAUAAAAUCUUGGUCAAUGAUUCAAAAGGAUACUUUAAAUCAGUUGGAAUUCUCACAUAAUAAUGGGUUAACCAAUGAAAUGUUAUUACCUAUCUUUCAAUUAUGUUAUAAUUUAUCCACCUUGAAAUUAAUUCAUUGUCCUGGCGUAUCGGAUAGUUCCAUAACUUAUUUAUCUCGACAUCAAGGUUGUCGAUUGAAAAAUUUAUUAAUUCAUUAUAAUUACAACAUUUCCGAUCAUGGGAUCAACAGUUUGGCCGAACAUUGUGGUAAUUUGAUUUCCUUUAACCUGUUAGAAUGUCCUAAAGUUACCAUCAAAUCUUUAAGUCAAGUUAUUAAACGAUGUAGGAAUUUGUUGGAAUUCUAUGUUAGUUUUAAUAACAAGUUGAUGAACGGUUUAGUUAGUUGUUACAAUUCUUGUGGUAAUUCGAAUUUAUUGGUUUUUGGAAAUCGUUACGUUUGUUUGGAUACUACGCAGAUUUCAAAAACUAUUGAUAGUUCAAUGUUACUUAAAUUGUCAACGUGUAUACCAAACCUAAGGAAAUUGGACAUAAGGUAUCCGAUCAAAAAUGUGAAUCCAAACCAACUUGAGAAAUUGUGCAUUGUUCCUCCACCGAAUUUAAAACGAAAGCAUUUAAGUUUGUUGGACGCUCAACAUAAACGGUUAAAAGAAAUUUGGUUUAUGACAAAAGAUCACCCUAAAAUUCGACAGUACAUUUAUGAAUCUGACCUUUAUAAUAAGAAUGGCAUUAGGCUUAUACUUUGCAUGUUAUCCGAUUACGAAGAAAUUUAA